CACCUCCCUCCCGGGUGAAGUGUGCGGGCCGGGGCGCCUCGGGCUGCAGACUGUGCUGCGCGGGUCACUGAGGUCAUGGCUGCGCGGCCCGUCACUCUCGGCAUUGACCUGGGCACCACAUCUGUGAAGGCGGCCCUGCUAGGGGCUGCGCCUGAGGACCCAUCCGAAUUCGUGGUCCUGGCGAGCUCUGCCCGGGCUGCGCGAGCAGAGGUGGCAGCAGAGAGCUCGGCGGCCGGGCCCCAGGGACGGGAGCAGGAUGUGAGUAGAAUCAUCCAGGCCCUCAACGAGUGCAUUGCUGCCCUUCCUCGGCAACAGCUCCGGAACAUCAGGGGCAUCGGAGUGUCGGGACAAAUGCAUGGAGUCAUGUUUUGGAAAACAGGCCAAGGCUGUGAAUGGACAGAGGGAGGGGCUGCCCCCCUGUUCGAGCCCAGAGCUGUGAGCCACCUGAUCACAUGGCAGGAUGGCCGGUGUAGCAGUGGGUUCCUGGCCUCUCUGCCCCAGCCAGAAUCCCAUCUCAGCGUGGCCACGGGGUUCGGCUGUGCAACCAUCUUCUGGCUUUUGAAAAAUCGCCCAGAGUUCCUGAAGUCCUACGAUGCAGCUGGCACCAUCCACGACUAUGUGGUUGCCAUGCUGUGUGGCUUGCCGAGACCCCUGAUGUCUGACCAGAAUGCUGCUAGCUGGGGAUAUUUCAACACUCAGAGCCAAAGCUGGAACUCGGAGAUACUGAAGGGCUCAGGCUUUCCCAUCCACCUGCUCCCGGACAUCGCUGAGCCUGGCAGUGUGGCAGGCAGAACUUCCCACGUGUGGCUUGAAAUCCCAAAGGGGACGCUGGUGGGAGUGGCCAUGGGUGAUUUACAGGCCUCUGUCUAUUCCUGCAUGGCCCAAAGGACAGACGCAGUUCUCAACAUCAGCACCUCGGUCCAGCUGGCAGCCUCCAUGCCUGCAGGGUUCCAGCCGGCGCAGACCCCAGACCCCGCGGCUCCCGUCGCCUACUUCCCAUACUUCAACAGGACGUACCUGGGGGUGGCAGCAUCUCUCAACGGGGGCAACGUGCUGGCCACGUUCGUCCACAUGCUGGCUGAGUGGAUGGCAGAUCUAGGCCUGGAGGUUGAAGAGUCCACUGUGUAUUCACGCAUGAUCCAGGCAGCUGUGCAGCAGAAAGACACCUGCCUAACCAUCACCCCAACAGUGCUGGGGGAGAGGCACCUGCCGGACGAGCUGGCCUCAGUGACCAGAAUCUCCUCCUCUGACCUCUCCCUGGGGCACGUGACCCGCGCCCUGUGCCGAGGCAUUGUUCAGAACCUGCACUCCAUGCUCCCGUUUCAGCAGCUGCAGGAGUGGGGCGUGGAGCGGGUGAUGGGCAGUGGGAGCGCACUGUCCAGGAACGAGGUGCUGAAGCAGGAGGUGCAGAGGGCUUUCCCUUUGCCGGUGGCCUUUGGGCAGGACGUGGACGCAGCUGUCGGGGCAGCUCUGAUCAUGCUCCAGAAAAACCUCCACCAGAAGUCUUAGCAAGCUCUUUGGCCAAAGGACUGCUGUGAAUUUUACCCAGUUAACAUUCCUAAAACCAUCUCUGGGUCAUCCUUUCCUGGACAGCUUUUAAGCAAUGCUUGUCACAGGACACCACCAUGAACGAGGACUUACCUUCCAGACACAUACUCUGAUAUUGGAGCCAGGAGUCACCAGCCAGAUCCAAACCAGUGCCUUCUGAAAGAGACCCGUGUGGGAGCUGUUUGGAAAUGUGAGUGAGUGUGUGUGUGUGUGUGUGUGUGUGUGUGUGUGUGUGAGAGAGAGAGAGAGAGAGAGAGAGAGGGAGAACGCGAGAGUGAGAGAGAGCACGCGAAUUGUAGCCCAGCCACCUGGUCAUCUCUGGUUCACUUGUAGACAGAGAGAAAAUAAAUGUGAACUUCAGACAACAAAAAGUCUGGUGGCUGUCACUCCAAGUAAGAAAAGAAGAACCACCCCAUGUCCAACUUUUGGAUUAUUGUUUUUAGAGACAUGAAGCCCAGACUUGGGUCACACGCAGUGCUGGAAAAGUCUUUCCCUGCUGGGUUGUACGAUGUGGCUGGAGGCCCCUUUCCCAGCCUCAUUCUUCCCUGGGCACAGCAGUUUAGCUGGGGCACGCGGUAAUACAAGCUGGCUCAGGUGACGAUGCAGAGGUCUGUGCUGGCCUCUUGCUGUGUGUGCUACACCUGAUCUUAGCCAACAGGCCGAGAUGCGAUUGCUGUGUGUACUUACCCCCAGGUGCACUGGGGCAGCCCUAGGUCCUCACAACACAACGGGCUUGAAGGCACAUCACAGGCAGGGAAAGGUGGAUGGCAGGGCCAGCACCAUUUGACACACUGUUCCCAGGAAUCUGACGAGGCACUGACAGGACCCUUUUCCAGGAGUGUGUCUGUGCAGCAGUGUGUUUUUGCCUCUGCACACCCCGAGAAGCCUUCCUGGGAAGGCACGCAGCCAGGCAGACUCCUGCCAGAGGGGUGGCCGGUUUUAUCAGAAAGCACCCCUUUGCCCACAGCCUCCAGCUCCUUUUUCACGGUGUGGGCCUUGCUGGCCCAUCGUGUGUUCCUGGCUCAGCAGAAGCAUCCGUGUGAGCCGGCAUCGCUGGAGGGCCCCAGAGCAUCUUAAGUCUUCCUGGGGUGGGCAGGGAUGGCUGUGGAAUGGCUUCCAGGAAAGGGCCACCAUUGCUGCAUCUGCUUCCAGACACCCAAAGGACCCCAGGCUCAGGCAGGCCUGGCUCUGAGGCACCCAGGCAACCGUGAGUUUGGGAAGCAGCCAUUAUUUUCUUUUAAUAAAUGUCAUUUUACAAAUUA
This is a messenger RNA of Lemur catta (Ring-tailed lemur), 2810 nucleotides long. RefSeq names its product sedoheptulokinase (gene SHPK). NCBI's taxonomy places the organism in Eukaryota, Metazoa, Chordata, Mammalia, Primates, Lemuridae. The coding region runs from base 76 to 1509 and encodes 477 amino acids. Gene Ontology annotation, molecular function: sedoheptulokinase activity. The record is from RefSeq and is a predicted model, not a curated record. Gene Ontology annotation, cellular component: cytosol. Gene Ontology annotation, biological process: cellular response to lipopolysaccharide; carbohydrate metabolic process. The transcript is spliced from 7 exons.